AUGGGCGGUCGAGCAUUUUCUGAUAGUCCUCUGUGCCUGAAGACUCCUAGGAUGCCGCCGGAUAUCUAUCGUCACAUGCGCGAUAAGUGCCAUGCUGCUCUCAGACAACGAUUUCUCGUGGUUGCCUCACCUAUCGAAAGCCCAGAAAAAUACGAUUAUGGAGACGUUGACAUCUUUGUUACUUGGGAUGUCAUUGGAACACCGCUUGGUGGGUUCGAGGAUAUCACACAGCUGCUAGGAGCCACACAUGCUAAGACGAAGGGUCUGGUCAACACCAGCGCCCAAUUUGCCGUUCCUUGGCCAAUCCAUUUGGACGAGACCAACGAGCAGGCCCCUGAACCAGAGUACCGCCAUGUACAGAUCGACUUGCACGUAUGCGAUACGCUAGAAGACUUCCACUGGGGGCUGUUCUUCUACGCACAUGGGGAUCUGUUCUCCAUGCUCCGCGUCAUGAUGCGCCCCUAUAAUCUUACCGUCACGGUCAAAGGGUUGUACCUACAGAUUCGCGAGAUGGUUCAUAAUAAGCCUAAAGUUUUGAUCACCAAAGACCCUGAGAAGGCUCUACGCUUGCUGGGGUAUGACCCAGAUGGGCAAGAAUGGGAGAGGGAGUUCAGCAGCUUGGAUGAGCUUUUCGUGUACACAACCAAAUGCCGGUUCUUCCGCGGCUUCCAGGGCACGAACUUCGAGUGGUCGGAUCAGCAGAUACUAGCGUUUCGUCCUAUUUUCAGAGCAUGGAUCCGUGACUUCGUGCCCACGUGCAAAGGCCGGUGCUGGGGCACAACGAUGUCUGCGGAGGCAGUCCGCGACGAAGCCCUGGAGAAGUUCCCUUCUGCUCGCAUGGAGUACCACGAGCUUAUAAUCAAACACGAAAAGCAGAAGGACCUCUUCACCCGCGUGAUCAAGCCUAAUGUCCCCGCGAACGACUACGGCCUGCUGUGGCGAGCCAUCGCAGCCCGAGCCUUAAGAGAAAUCAUUAUGAACGAGGAUUACAGCUUAGAAAUCAAGCCGCUGAAGCCGCUAAAGUCAUGCGACGGGCUUUUCAUCGAGACAGAAGUCGAAGCAUUUGUGUCUGACACAUGGCAGCAGGUAGGCGAGGCAGCUUGGGAGAGACAUUAUGGCGACAACGGACGGUAUGACCAAGCCCUUGAUAAAGCGGUCAGGUUGGAAUGCGAAGAGGACGAAGAAGAGUGCGAUAAUAUCUGCCCUCAGGAGAUAUUUGAGGUGUGCUACGAAGAAGUCGAGUGGUGA
Molecule: messenger RNA, 1248 nt
Organism: Neoarthrinium moseri
Lineage: Eukaryota; Fungi; Ascomycota; Sordariomycetes; Amphisphaeriales; Apiosporaceae
Exons: 2
Coding region: 1-1248 (415 amino acids)
Source: RefSeq, a predicted model, not a curated record